CAUAGCCAACAAAACACUCAACAGUCUUUUUUUUUCUUUUUUUCUUUUUGGGAUUAUUACUUUUCUCUAUCUUUUAGAAGUGCUUCCCCUUCUGCUUGUUAUCUCCUUCUUCGUUACGCGUCCUCAUUUUCAACACUUUCAUCACUACUUUCUCUCUCUAAAACUUUCCAUUUUUCUUUUAUUCUCGUUCUCUGAAAUUGCGACCGAACCAGCCAGGUUUCCAAGCAGACUUGGCUUGCUUCUCAAUCCAAAACCCAUUUCCCUUUGUUUGUUCCUUUUCCCCCUUUUCGAGUAUCUUAUUACAUUAUUAUAAUAUCACCGGAGGGUACUCUUUUGUGGUGGAGCUGCGAUUUCUCUUGCUUGUUAUGGGAAGUGAAAAGACCAAUUUUGGAUCUUUUCGAGGAAAUUGGUGGUACUGAGACUUGACUUCAUUCAGUACUGAAGAAGAGACCGAGGGUUUUCAGAGUUGGAUUGUUUCUUAUUGCUAUAAUCGGCUAUGGACACUGGAGGCCGACUCAUUGCUGGUUCUCACAACAGAAAUGAAUUUGUUUUGAUAAACGCAGAUGAAAAUGCAAGAAUAAAGUCUGUGAAAGAAUUGAGUGGGCAAACGUGUCAGAUCUGUGGGGAUGAGAUUGAGAUUACAGUGGAUGGGGAGCCCUUUGUUGCCUGCAACGAAUGUGCUUUCCCUGUGUGCAGACCCUGCUAUGAGUAUGAGAGAAGAGAAGGAAACCAAGCUUGCCCGCAGUGCAAAACCAGAUAUAAACGAAUCAAAGGCAGUCCUAGGGUUGAAGGUGAUGAGGAAGAAGAUGACAUAGAUGACCUGGACAAUGAGUUCGACUAUGAUGCUUUGGAUCCUCAACAAGUUGCUGAGGCUAUGCUCGGUGGGCACCUUAACACUGGCCGUGGUUUCCACCCUAAUGGCUCUGGAUUGCCUGCACAUUCAGAAGUAGAUUCUUCUCCUCCUAGCUCCCAAAUUCCUCUCUUGACCUAUGGUGAGGAGCAUUCGGAGAUUUCUGCUGAUCAUCAUGCUCUCAUUGUACCCCCAUUUAUGGGUCAUGGAAAUAGAGUUCAUCCAAUGCCUUAUACUGAUCCAGCUGUACCUUUGCAACCAAGACCAAUGGUUCCUAAGAAAGAUAUAGCAGUAUAUGGUUAUGGAAGUGUUGCAUGGAAGGACCGGAUGGAGGAGUGGAAGAAACGGCAGAAUGACAAACUUCAGGUGGUUAAGCACGAAGGGGGGAAUGAUGGUGGAAAUGGAGAGGAGCUAGAUGAUGCUGAUUUGCCAAUGAUGGAUGAAGGCAGGCAACCACUUUCAAGGAAGCUACCCAUUCCUUCAAGCAAGAUAAAUCCUUACAGAAUGAUUAUCAUAAUCCGUCUUGCAAUUCUUGGCCUCUUUUUUCACUAUCGACUUCUGCAUCCAGUUAGGGAUGCUUAUGGCUUGUGGUUGACAUCUGUAAUAUGUGAAAUAUGGUUUGCUGUUUCAUGGAUUCUGGAUCAAUUCCCAAAAUGGUACCCUAUAGAGCGUGAAACAUACCUUGAUCGGCUGUCUCUGAGGUAUGAGAAAGAAGGGAAAUUAUCAGAAUUAGCUAGUAUUGACGUUUUUGUGAGUACAGUGGAUCCAAUGAAAGAACCUCCACUAAUCACUGCAAAUACAGUUUUGUCCAUCCUUGCUGUUGAUUAUCCUGUCGAUAAAGUCACAUGCUAUGUAUCAGAUGAUGGUGCUGCCAUGCUCACAUUUGAAGCUCUCUCUGAGACAUCUGAAUUUGCUAGGAAAUGGGUUCCUUUCUGUAAAAAGUUCAAUAUUGAGCCCCGUGCUCCAGAGUGGUAUUUUUCUCAAAAGAUAGACUACCUAAAAAACAAAGUUCAUCCAGCUUUUGUCAGGGAAAGGCGAGCAAUGAAGAGAGAAUAUGAAGAAUUUAAAGUUAGAAUAAAUGGACUGGUAUCCACAGCACAGAAGGUUCCCGAGGAUGGUUGGACAAUGCAGGAUGGAACUCCAUGGCCUGGAAACUGUGUACGUGACCAUCCUGGCAUGAUUCAGGUUUUCCUAGGUCAUAGUGGUGUGCGUGAUGUGGAAGGAAAUGAGUUACCUCAUCUAGUUUAUGUUUCUCGUGAGAAGAGGCCAGGGUUUGAACACCAUAAAAAGGCGGGAGCCAUGAAUGCUCUGAUACGAGUCUCAUCAGUCCUCUCAAAUGCUCCUUAUCUUCUGAACGUUGAUUGCGAUCACUAUAUUAAUAAUAGCAAAGCACUUAGAGAAGCAAUGUGUUUCAUGAUGGACCCCACUUCAGGGAAGAAAGUCUGUUAUGUGCAGUUUCCUCAAAGAUUUGAUGGAAUUGAUCGGCAUGAUAGAUACUCAAACCGAAAUGUUGUGUUCUUUGAUAUCAACAUGAAAGGAUUAGAUGGCAUACAAGGACCUAUUUAUGUUGGAACAGGAUGUGUUUUCAGAAGGCAAGCACUUUAUGGUUUUGAUGCACCUAUUACCAAGAAGCCUCCUGGCAAGACCUGCAAUUGUUUGCCAAAAUGGUGCUGCUGCCUCUGCUGUUGUUCUAGACAGAACAAUAAAACAAAGCAAAAGAAAGACAAGACGAAGAAGUCUAAGCAAAGGGAAGCUUCAAAGCAGAUACACGCUCUUGAAAACAUAGAAGAAGGAAUUUCAGAGUCAAACACUUUGAAGUCAUCUGAAGCUUCACAAGUUAAAUUGGAGAAGAAGUUUGGUCAGUCUCCUGUGUUUGUGGCUUCCACUCUUCUGGAGGAUGGUGGAAUUCCUCAAAAUGCGAGCCCUGCAUCAUUACUUAGCGAAGCAAUCCAAGUCAUAAGUUGUGGUUAUGAAGAUAAAACAGAAUGGGGAAAGGAAGUUGGCUGGAUUUAUGGUUCUGUUACUGAGGAUAUCCUAACAGGAUUCAAGAUGCACUGUCAUGGCUGGCGAUCUGUGUACUGCAUACCUAAGAGACCUGCUUUUAAGGGUUCGGCUCCUAUUAAUCUCUCAGAUCGUCUUCACCAAGUUCUUCGUUGGGCUCUUGGAUCUGUCGAAAUUUUCUUGAGCAGACAUUGUCCCAUUUGGUAUGGAUAUGGGGGUGGAUUGAAAUGGUUGGAACGAUUUUCAUACAUAAACUCAGUUGUAUAUCCAUGGACCUCAAUUCCAUUGCUUGUUUACUGUACCCUUCCAGCUAUCUGUCUCCUUACUGGGAAGUUUAUUGUUCCUGAGAUUAGUAAUUAUGCCAGUCUAAUAUUCAUGGCACUCUUCAUAUCAAUUGCUGCAACUGGUAUUCUUGAGAUGCAGUGGGGUGGCGUUGGAAUUGAUGACUGGUGGAGGAAUGAGCAGUUCUGGGUGAUUGGAGGUGUAUCAUCACAUCUUUUUGCCCUCUUUCAAGGUUUACUAAAGGUUCUGGCUGGUGUCAGUACAAGCUUCACUGUAACCUCUAAAGCAGCAGAUGACGGUGAAUUUUCCGAGCUUUACCUCUUCAAGUGGACAUCCUUGCUCAUCCCUCCUACCACGUUAUUGGUCAUAAACAUUAUUGGUGUCGUGGUUGGAAUCUCAGAUGCCAUCAAUAAUGGGUAUGAUUCUUGGGGCCCAUUGUUUGGGCGACUAUUCUUCGCCUUUUGGGUUAUUAUCCACCUUUACCCCUUCCUCAAGGGUUUGCUUGGGAAACAAGACCGGAUGCCAACCAUUAUUCUGGUAUGGUCUAUUCUGCUGGCCUCAAUCUUGACUCUCAUGUGGGUACGAAUAAACCCAUUUGUGUCAAAAGAUGGACCUGUACUAGAGGUUUGCGGGCUGAAUUGUGAUGACUAGGAGAUUAGAGAGAAUAAAGAAGCAGCAGCAUUGGCUCUGGAGUUAUAAUCUCAUUUGCCAUGGUGGUUGAGUUGGGAGUUGCUUAAGGGAUUUGUGGUAUCCUGAGCUGAAUGCAUUGCUUCUUUAGGUUAUGUUGCAUGGAGUAUUCAUAAUGGGCAAAGCAGCAAAUUUUGGGUAGGUGGCUUGGCUUGUGUAGAUAUAAUUAUAGGGGGUGGGGGAUGUCACCUUUGUUAUUUGGUUUUUUUACAGAGUUCUUUUUCUAUUAAUUCUUUUAUUAUAUUUUCAUUGUUUUAAGUUCCUUUGGGUUCCUGUGUAUUUUUGGGGGUAUGUAUUCCUUAAGUUUGAAGGUAUUUAUUAAUUCCUUGCCAAUGUGGGGAGGGGAUUGGAUAUAGGCCGUCUCAAAAUUUAUUACCAUUUAUCUUCUAUUCUAUUCUAUUCUGGACUCUGGAGUUGGUCCAAUGUACACGUUUAUAAAUUGAAAGUUAUGAAUGUUACAUGACAAUUUGUUCCUCAUCUACCAAUACAUAUAAUGUAUUUGUUUCGUGGUAA
Messenger RNA from Gossypium raimondii (Peruvian cotton), 4333 nucleotides. RefSeq names its product cellulose synthase A catalytic subunit 2 [UDP-forming]. Gene Ontology annotation, cellular component: plasma membrane; trans-Golgi network. Bases 497 to 3784 code for a protein of 1095 amino acids. The transcript is spliced from 14 exons. Lineage: Eukaryota; Viridiplantae; Streptophyta; Magnoliopsida; Malvales; Malvaceae. Gene Ontology annotation, biological process: plant-type primary cell wall biogenesis; cellulose biosynthetic process. Gene Ontology annotation, molecular function: cellulose synthase (UDP-forming) activity. The record is from RefSeq and is a predicted model, not a curated record.